UGCCCAUGGCAGCCAUAGUUUAUUUGAGAUGCAGAGAAAGUUGUAGAUAUCAGUAACUUCAUUAUGUGAAAUCAAGCUUCAAAGAGGAAAUUUUUCCUAAAAGAGUGAUAAAAGAUGUCCAUGACAAACAAGCAAUCUCACCGCUCAAGCUCAGAGGGUAAACUUCCUCGCCUUCCACCCAUUGCUGCUCCAACUUCAACCAGCUCAAGGUUUGACAAAAGUCAUCUAAGAACACACAGGAGAAGUGAAAACAUGCAAGGGCUCUUGACAAAUAAAUUGUAUGAAAUAGCCUUUAAAGGCAAAGAAGAUACAGAGGAAAGUCUGAAGAGAAGGCCUAUAUUGGCUGGGGAACCUGAAAUGCCCUCUCAAAUGAUGAGCACUGAACGGCGAACACGACUAAACUACCAAUUCAUGAAGAAGUGUGUUCAAGAAGGCCCUGUGACAUCAAUGGCGAAUGAGUGGUGGGAUACCAUCUUAACUAUGAUUCCAGCAAAAUUGGUAUUAUCUCCACAACUACAGCCAAACAUCAAGGAGUUAUAUGAUGAAAUCAUUGCUGAGUAUGACGCCAGUAUCAGAAAGGCAAUGGUUCAACAUAUCCUGGUUAAACCAAAGGUAAAAGGAGUUGAAGCUGAUGAAGAUUUACCAGAUGAAGUCCUUGGAAUUGACUAUUCCAGUCCAUGGAGAGAGAGUUUCAAUGCUGCCCGAGAAUCAAUUAAGCAAAAUCUACACAUUUUACAUCCUUCAAUGCAAACAAUUUUGGGAAUCUGUCAGAGUAAGAAUUACUCAACCAUGCUGAUAACUGAUCAGUCCAAUCUGAGAACUCAAGGCUCUAUUGAAUGUGAGCACCUCAAGAAUAAUGUAACCCUUGAUUGUGAGAAGACUGAAGAAAAGCUAAUGCAUAGCUGGUUCCCAGAAGUGGUGAAUGUUUUUAUUGACAAAGAUAUGCUGAAGCACAUGAGCUCUUCACAAGUUGAUGCCUUUUACAACAGUGUCUCUACACUUAUUUCUAACCAGCUAAAGGACCUCAUAAACAGAACCAUAACUGAAUGGACAGAUCUGUUUCAUGAGAACAGCAAAAGUUGUCUUCCACUUUUCAAAAUGGAAUUGAUCUUGGAUGAUGACGACCACAUGCAGUUCUAUCCUGCACUUGAUGAUGUCGAGGCAGCAGUAUUGCAUGUCAUAUCCACAGUUACUAGAACCAUGCAGCAAGUUCCUACGGUACAGUCAUGGUUGGCAGGGGGAAACACGAUGACUCGUGUGGAUGCUGCUGUGGAUAAUGAUGUUCUGUUCAGAUGCACUAAGUUCCUUAAGGAUGCAGUGAACUUUAACUUACAGCAGCCAAUUGAGUACCUGCAUUCCUUUGAUAAGUAUAGUGCUCUGGUCAGUGGGGAAUCCUCAGCUCAUGUGGAGCAGUUCAUUUCAUCUGAAAACUCCUUUGAAAAUUACAUACAGGAAAUUGAAAAGUUUCGUUCCCUUGCUUGGGAAAUAAGUUCACUUCCAACUGUGGCACAUUUUGACAUGGUUCAGUUAGACUGUGAUGAUUUGAAGAGAGGCCUGGCUACCAAGGCUAAUCGUUAUGCAGAUCAACUGCUUCAAAGGCUGGCUGAAGAACACCGCACAGAAAACAGAAGAAUCAUCUCAGAAUUUGAAUCUGUAAGAGAACGAGCUCUUACAAAACCUGAGGACACUCGUGAGAUGAUUGACAUGCUGAAGUUUGUUGAGGAAGCCAAGUCAAAGAUCCUUGUCAAACUUGACAGUGACAUCAAGGAGUCAUUCAAUCGACUAUCUUAUCUAUUGGAUGUUUUUACAUUCACACAAGAAGAUGUGAGCCUCAACUCUGAAGUUCUAAACUGGCCAAAAAAUAUUGCCCCAAUCUUUGAUCAAAAUGAUGAGAUUAUGGUAGCUGCUCAGAAGAGUAAUGAAAGUGCUUUGAUGGAAAAAAGGGAGAAAGUUAUGUUGGAGCUGGACAAAAUCAAGAGGCGUGUGGAAGAGUUUAAAGAGUAUGGAGAUAUGGACAUGAUGAUGCAGUACGUAAAGGAGGUCCAGUCAGUUCAGAAGAAACUUAGUGAAUGUGUGGAUGCUAUUGGUUUCAUCAAUGAGGAAGAAGAUUUAUUCAAAUGGGAGCAAACAUCUUAUCCUGAAGUAGAAACUAUCACUAAAGCCAUUGAGCCUUACCAAAAGCUGUUUACAACAACUGUAAAAUGGCAAAGAGCUGAGAAAAAAUGGAUGGAUGGAGCCUUUCUUGAACUGAAUGCGGAAGCCACAGAGGCAGAGGUUGAGGAAUAUGGUCGUGAGAUGUACAAAAUUACAAAAGUGUUCCAAUCAAUGAAGAAAGAGGCGGAGAAAGAAAAGAAAGGUAACAGAAGAGUUAAGGAUUCCAAGGAGAAAGAGGAGCCAGGAUCAGAAAUUGCUGCUUUAGUAGUUUCUCAUGCAGUACAGCAACAGAUCAGGGAAUUCAAGGAUCACAUUCCUGUUGUAAGUGUUAUGUGUAACCCUGGAAUUCGUUCUCGGCAUUGGAAGGCUAUGUCAGACAUCAUUGGAUUUGAUAUCACUCCAGACUCUGGAAGCACAUUACGCAAGGUCCUCAAAUUCAAUUUAAAGCCAUUCAUGAAUGAGUUUGAGGGCAUCAGUGCAGGGGCUAGCAAGGAAUUUUCAUUGGAGAAAGCCAUGCAGAAGAUGGUAGAUGAAUGGGACAGUGUUUUGUUUAAUACCACUGAAUAUCGAGAUACUGGCGUGUCUAUCCUGGCUGCUGUUGAUGAAAUACAGACCACACUUGAUGAUCAAAUUGUUAAGACCCAGACCAUGAGAGGAUCUCCCUUCAUCAAACCAUUUGAGGCAGAAAUAAAGGCAUGGGAAGAACGCCUCUUGAAGAUGCAGGAAAUAAUUGAUGAGUGGCUUAAAGUUCAAGCACAGUGGCUUUACUUGGAGCCUAUCUUCAGUUCUGAAGAUAUUAUGCAGCAGAUGCCAGAGGAAGGACGCAAGUUCAAGACUGUUGACAGGAACUGGAGGGACAUUAUGAAUUAUGUGUGCAAAGAUCCCAAGGUGCUUUCAGCCACAUCGAUGCCAAGUAUGUAUGAAAGAUUGAAAGACAGCAAUGACUUACUUGACCAGAUUAACAAAGGAUUAAAUGCCUAUUUGGAAAAGAAAAGAAUUUUCUUCUCCAGAUUUUUCUUUUUGUCGAAUGAUGAGAUGCUGGAGAUUUUGUCAGAAACAAAGGAUCCUUACAGAGUUCAGCCUCAUCUAAAGAAAUGCUUUGAGGGGAUUGCAAAGUUAGAAUUUACAUCUGCCUUGGAUAUUACACAUAUGUACAGUAGUGAGGGAGAAAAGGUUCCCCUCAGUGAUACAAUAUCUACAUCAGAAGCACGAGGUGCAGUAGAAAAGUGGUUGCUUCAGGUCCAGGAUAUCAUGCUUGUCAGUAUCCAUGACAUCAUUGAACGAGCUGUACAGGCAUAUGUAACAGAUGACAGGAAAGUGUGGGUAUUGAGUUGGCCUGGACAGAUUGUUAUCUGUGUGAGCCAGAUAUAUUGGACUCGAGAGGUGCAUGAAGCAAUUCGCUCUGGACCCCAUGGACUGAAAGAAUACCACGAGAAACUCACCCAACAACUUUCAGACAUUGUGGUCCUUGUUCGUGGUAAGCUUUCAAAGCAGAACAGGACCACCCUGGGAGCUCUUGUAGUAAUUGAUGUUCAUGCAAGAGAUGUGGUACAUGAUAUGGUAGAGAAAGGUGUCUCUCAGGAGAAUGACUUUCAGUGGUUAUGCCAGAUGCGCUAUUACUGGGAACAGGACAAAUGUCUAGUGAGAAUCAUAAAUGCAACUGUACGGUAUGGUUACGAGUACUUGGGCAACUCUGGCAGGCUCGUCAUUACACCACUGACAGACCGUUGUUACCGUACGCUUGUGAGUGCUUUUCACCUGAACCUUGGAGGAGCGCCAGAGGGUCCAGCUGGUACUGGCAAGACAGAGACAACCAAGGACUUAGCAAAAGCCCUUGCAAUACAGUGUGUAGUGUUCAACUGCUCUGAUGGCUUGGACUACUUACAAAUGGGCAAAUUUUUUAAAGGGUUGGCAUCCUGUGGUGCAUGGGCAUGUUUUGAUGAAUUUAAUCGCAUUGAGUUGGAAGUGCUCUCAGUGGUAGCUCAACAGAUUUUGUGCAUUCAGCGUGGUAUAGCUGCUCAUCAAGACAAGUUUGUGUUUGAAGGAACAGAACUGAACCUUAACUCAAACUGUUUUGUGGCAAUCACUAUGAAUCCUGGGUAUGCAGGGAGAUCAGAACUGCCUGACAACCUCAAGGUGCUGUUUCGUACUGUAGCCAUGAUGGUACCAGACUAUGCAUUGAUUGGGGAAAUCAUGUUAUACUCCUAUGGAUUUGUAGAUGCCCGCAAUCUGUCAGUGAAAAUAGUUACCACCUACAAAUUGUGCUCAGAGCAGUUGUCAUCCCAGUUCCACUAUGACUAUGGUAUGCGUGCUGUGAAGGCUGUCUUGGCAGCAGCUGGCAAUCUGAAACUCAAGUAUCCAUCAGAUGAUGAAAAUGUCCUGUUACUGCGUUCAAUAAUGGAUGUCAAUCUACCAAAGUUUCUCUCUCAUGACAUUCCAUUAUUUGAAGGGAUCAUUUCUGACCUUUUCCCUGGGGUAUCUCUCCCUAAAGCUGAUUAUGGCACCUUCCUUGAGACUGCAAAAGAGAUAUGUGACAAGAAAAAUCUCCAAAUGGUGAAUUUCUUCAGUGAAAAGAUUAUCCAAACUUAUGAAAUGAUGAUUGUUCGUCAUGGCUUCAUGAUGGUGGGUGAUCCAUUUUCUGGGAAGACACAAGUACUACAAGUACUGGCUGAGACAUUAAAUGUACUAACAGAUAGAGGUUAUGAGGAUGAAAAUGUUAACAAGGUUUGGUUUCGUGUCAUAAACCCUAAAGCUAUCACUAUGGGACAAUUGUUUGGCCAAUUUGACCCAGUUUCACAUGAGUGGACGGAUGGUAUUGUCGCAAACACUUUCCGCGAGUAUGCAGCUGAUCAAACUGAUAUAAAGAAAUGGGUUAUUUUCGAUGGCCCCAUUGACACCUUAUGGAUUGAGAGCAUGAACACUGUUCUAGAUGACAACAAAAAGCUGUGUUUGAUGAGUGGAGAGAUUAUACAGUUGUCAAAUGUCAUGAGCUUGAUUUUUGAAUGCAGGGACUUAUCUCAGGCUUCUCCUGCCACUGUGAGCCGCUGUGGUAUGAUCUACCUGGAGCCAGCUUCUUUAGGCUGGGAACCUGUGCUUCAAUCCUGGUGUAACACCUUGCCUGAGGUCCUUAACAAUGAAAACAGAAAACUUAUUUUGGCUCUCUUCCACUGGGCUUUGCCAGCUGGCAUCAGUUUUGUUCGCAAGAAUUGCAAGGAACCUAUAUCCAUGCAAGACAGUAAUCUAGCACGUUCUCUGAUGAACCUGGUGGAAAUCCUAAUGAAGGAUAUUCCAGAGGAGGAUAACAAAUAUGCAAAAUCCUGGUUGAUCAGAAAGGGUCGAGGAAACUGGAUUCCAUGGACAAAAACCAUCAAGGAAGGUGUGGCAGGUGGGAAGGGACAGCAGAUAAGUGACAUCAUUGUCCCUACUAUGGACACAGCACGCUAUUCAUACCUAAUGGAAAUCAUGUUUAACAACAAUAAACCCCUCCUUUUUGUUGGUCCAACCGGAACUGGAAAGUCAGUUUAUAUCAAGGACAAACUCAUGAAUGGCAUCAAUAGGGAUGUGUUUAUUCCUGCCUUUGUAAAUUUCUCUGCCCAGACAAGUGCUAAUCAAACUCAGGAUAUCAUCAUGUCAAAAUUGGACAAGAGGCGAAAAGGUAUAUUUGGACCACCAGUUGGAAAAAGAUUUAUAAUUUUUGUUGAUGAUGUGAAUAUGCCUGCACUGGAAAAGUAUGGUGCCCAGCCUCCAAUAGAACUUCUUCGUCAGUAUUUGGACCAUGGCAACUGGUAUGACAGGAAGGACACAUCUAAAGUGACCUUGAUUGACCUUCAGUUUGUGUGUGCAAUGGGUCCCCCUGGUGGUGGUAGAAACCCUGUCACUCCUCGCUUCUUGCGACACUUCAAUGUAGUAUCAGUUGCAACAUUUGGUGAUGACACAAUGCAGAGGAUCUUCUCCACUAUUGUUAACUUUUAUUUCAGGAACAAUGAAUUUCCUAAUGAUGUCUAUGCUAUGGGAACUAUGAUAGUUGGUGCCACAAUGGAGGUGUACAAACAAGCCAUGGUGAAUCUUUUGCCAACUCCGGCCAAGUCCCACUACACAUUCAACUUAAGAGACUUCUCCAGAGUCAUCCGUGGGGUUCUCCUUAUCAAAAAAGAUGCCCUAGCUGAUAAGAAGACUCUGAGCAGACUGUGGGUCCAUGAGGUGUACCGUGUCUUCUAUGACCGUCUGGUUGAUGAUAAUGAUAGGGCUUGGUUACACAGUUUGCUCAAAACAGUUACCAAGGAACAUUUGAAGGAUGAUUUUGACUCUUUGUUUAAACACUUGUCAUCAGAUCAGAAAACGGCAUCUGAAGAUGACUUGAGAAGCUUGAUGUUCUGUGAUUUUCUCAAUCCUGAUGUGAUGGGCGAGGAUCGUAUGUAUCAAGAAGUGGACUCGAUUGAGGAACUUUACAAGAUUGUGGAGCAAUGUCUUGAAGAGUAUAACCAGACACAUAAGACACAGAUGAACUUGGUCAUCUUCAGAUAUGUACUGGAGCACUUGGUUCGCAUUAGUCGUAUCUUGAAGCAACCAGGAGGAAAUGCUUUGCUUGUCGGAGUUGGAGGUAGUGGAAGACAGUCUCUUUCCCGUUUGGCAGCAGCCAUUUCUGAGUUUUACGUGUUUCAGCCUGAGAUCUCCAAAAGCUAUGGUCUUCCUGAAUGGCGCGAAGACAUCAAGACACUGCUUAAAAGUGCAGGAUGUCAAAUGAAGCCAACAGUGUUCUUGUUGACAGACACUCAAAUAAAAGAGGAGUCCUUCUUGGAGGAUGUGGACAGCUUGCUUAAUACUGGUGAAGUUCCCAAUUUGUUUGCAGUUGAUGAGAAAGCUGAGAUCAAUGAGAGUGUUCGCCCUGCAGCCCAAGCCAAAGCUGACGACAAGAAUGCUGAAUUUUCACCUUUGGCAUUGUUUAAUUUCUUUGUAAAUUGUUGUAAAGGAAACCUUCACAUUAUGUUAUGCAUGAGUCCAAUUGGGGAUGCAUUCAGAAACCGACUCAGGCAGUUCCCAGCUCUGAUCAAUUGCUGCACCAUUGACUGGUUUCAGCCAUGGCCCGAAGAUGCCUUGGAAAUGGUAGCUAAUAAGUUCCUUCAAGAUGUGGAAUUGACGGAUAAUGAACGAAAAGAAGUUGUUCCAAUCUGCCAGUAUUUCCAUACAAGUGCUCGCCAUUUGUCUGAAAGGUAUCUUGAUAAACUUGGGCGGCAUAACUACGUGACUCCCACCUCAUAUUUGGAGUUGAUAUCUUCGCUAAAAACACUUCUGGGAAAGAAGCAAGAUGAGGUCAUGCGAAACAAACACCGCUAUGACGUUGGUCUGGAAAAGCUGGCAUUUGCAGCAUCUCAGGUAGCAGACAUGCAAAAAGAGCUAGAAGAGUUACAGCCCCAGCUUGUUGAGACAGCCAAGGAAAAUACUAAAAUGAUGAUAGUAAUUGAAAAAGAAUCAGCUGAAGUUGAGGCUCGUAGUGAACUUGUGAGGAAAGAUGAAGCAGUUGCGAAUCAGAAGGCAUCAGAGUCACAGGCCUUGAAGGAAGAGUGUGAAAGUGACCUUGCGGAAGCUAUCCCUGCUUUAGAGGCAGCCUUGGCAGCUCUGAAUACCCUCAAGCCAGCAGACAUAACAAUUGUGAAGUCCAUGGCCAAUCCUCCUGCUGGAGUGAAGCUUGUCAUGUCAGCUGUCUGUGUCAUGCGUGAUAUCAAACCUGAGAAAAUAAAUGAUCCCGCAGGAACUGGAAAGAAGAUCCUUGACUACUGGGGCCCAUCAAAGAAGCUUUUGGGAGACAUGAACUUUCUUAACAAUCUUAAAGAAUAUGAUAAAGACAAUAUUGCUGUGCAUAUCAUGAGUAAGAUCAGAAAAGAGUACAUACCUAACCCAGACUUCGAUCCACAAAAAGUGCGCACAGCCUCUUCUGCAGCAGAAGGGUUAUGUAAGUGGGUACAAGCUAUGGAAAUAUACGACAGAGUUGCUAAGGUUGUGGCACCAAAGAAAGCUAAUCUAGCCGAGGCAGAAGCAUCCCUGGCAGAAACUAUGAAAAUUUUGAAUGCUAAACGUGAAGAACUGGCUGAAGUGGAAGCUAAACUUGCCAAUUUGAAACUGACAUUUGCAGAGAUGACAGACAAAAAACAACAACUAGAGUUCCAGGUGGAUUUGUGUGGUAAGAAACUAGAAAGAGCAGAAAAGCUUAUUGGUGGACUCGGUGGUGAGAAAGAUCGCUGGUCAGCAGCUGCAGCUUCUCUUCAGGAUGUAUAUGAUAAUCUGACAGGAGAUGUUCUCAUCUCCUCGGGAGUCAUAGCUUACUUAGGAGCCUUUACAGCUGGCUUCAGAAAAGAGUGCACUCAAGAGUGGACCAAGAUUUGUAAGUCCAAGAACAUACCUUGUUCAGAUGACUUUUCACUCAGUAAAACGUUGGGUCAAGCCAUUAAAAUCAGAGCAUGGAAUAUAGCAGGCCUACCAACAGAUUCUUUCUCCAUUGAUAAUGGAGUCAUUGUGGAUAACACCAGGAGAUGGCCGUUGAUGAUUGACCCACAGGGGCAAGCAAACAAAUGGAUCAAGAAUUCUGAGAAAGAUAACCAACUCUCAGUGAUCAAAUUAACUGAUGCUGACUACAUUCGUACUCUUGAGAAUAGCAUCCAGUUUGGAAACCCCGUUCUUCUCGAGAAUGUAGGCGAGGAACUCGACCCAUCUCUAGAACCUCUGCUGCUAAAGCAGACCUUUAAACAAGGUGGGGUAAAGUGCUUGCGUUUGGGUGAAAGUGUGAUCGAGUAUUCUGAUGACUUCCGGUUCUAUGUUACAACCAAGCUGCGGAAUCCUCACUACUUACCUGAACUGUCCACAAAGGUUACAUUGCUCAACUUCAUGAUCACUCCUGAGGGCCUGGAAGAUCAACUGUUGGGAAUUGUUGUCGCCAAAGAAAGACCUGACCUUGAGGAAGAAAGACAGGCAUUAAUAGUGCAGAGUGCUGCCAACAAAAAACAGCUCAAGGAGAUUGAAGACAAGAUUCUAGAAACACUUUCCUCUUCUGAAGGAAACAUCUUAGAGGACGAGACAGCUAUUCAGAUAUUAGACUCAUCCAAGGUACUCUCGGAUGAGAUCUCAAAGAAGCAGAAGAUCGCAGAGGAGACCGAAACUAAGAUUAAUGAGUCACGACGUGGAUACAACCCGAUAGCAGCACAUGCGUCAGUUCUGUUCUUCUCUAUAACUGAUUUACCAAAUAUUGAUCCCAUGUACCAGUCGUCGCUUACUUGGUUUGUUAAUCUCUUCCUUAACUCCAUACAUGACAGCAACAAAUCGAAGAUCCUGGAGCGUCGAUUGCGCUACCUGAGUGACCACUUUACCUACAAUCUCUACUGCAACGUGUGUCGAUCGCUUUUUGAAAAAGACAAACUUCUUUUCUCUUUUGUGUUAUGCUGCAACAUUCUGAACUCAAAGAAUGAGAUGGAUAUGGAAGAAUUCAUGUUUUUCUUGACUGGUGGAGUAGGCCUGGAAAACAAGCUGGAAAACCCAGAUCCUUCUUGGUUGUCAGAUAAAGCUUGGGAUGAACUUUGUCGAAUGUGUGACUUGCGCGGCUUCAAGGAUUUUAGAAAAAGUUUUGUUGGUAAUACACACGAGUGGCGCAAGAUUUAUGAUAGUAAAGAACCUCACCGAGCUCCUUUUCCAGCUCCAUGGUCUGAACAACUAACUGAUUUCCAGAAGAUGAUGGUUAUUAGGUGCCUCCGGCCUGACAAGGUUGUGCCACUUGUAACGAAUUUCGUGGAAGAUAAGCUUGGAAGUAAAUUUGUGCAGCCUCCACCAUUUGACUUGGCCAAGAGCUACGUUGAUUCCAAUUCAUGUGCCCCACUUAUUUUUGUAUUAUCUCCUGGAGCUGAUCCCAUGGCAGGCCUGAUGAAGUUUGCAGCAGAUAAAGGUUUCAGUGGGGACAGAUUUAAUGCCAUUUCCCUCGGACAAGGACAGGGGCCUGUUGCCGCUCGUCUUAUAGAAAAUGCAAUCAAGGAUGGAACCUGGGUUGUGUUACAAAACUGUCAUUUAGCAGUGUCGUGGAUGACUUCACUAGAGAAGAUCUGCGAAGACUUGUCUCCAGACAACACUCAUCAAGACUUUAGGUUGUGGCUUACAAGUUAUCCCUCCGAUAAGUUUCCAGUUACUGUCCUUCAAAAUGGUGUAAAGAUGACAAAUGAGCCUCCAACAGGAUUGCGUCAGAAUCUCUUGCAGUCCUAUCUUUCUGAUCCAAUAUCUGAUGAAGAGUUCUUCAGUGGUUGUGGGGCUAAAUCUGCGGUCUGGGAGAAGCUCUUGUUUGGUUUGUGUUUCUUCCACGCUUUGGUUCAGGAAAGACGAAAGUUUGGACCCUUGGGCUGGAACAUUCCGUAUGGUUUCAACGAGUCCGACUUGAGAAUCAGCGUUAGACAAUUACAGAUGUUUAUCAAUGAGUACGAAGAAAUUCCAUUUGACGCCAUCACUUAUUUGACUGGGGAGUGUAACUACGGAGGCAGAGUUACUGAUGACAACGACAGACGGUGCCUUAUGAGUAUCUUGGCAGACUUCUACACCUCAGAGAUUGUACAUGAUCCUAAGUACAAGUUUUCACAAAGUGGUACUUACUACGCUCCUCCAAAAAGUUCCUACGAUCAAUAUGUUGAGUUUAUAAAGGAACUUCCCUUAUCCCAGACUCCCGAAGUUUUUGGGAUGCACGACAAUGUGGAUAUUUCCAAGGAGCUACAGGAAACCAAACAGCUGUUUGACUCCGUAUUGCUGACUCAGUCACAAAGUGGCGAAGGAGGGGCUGGCAAAAAGUCCGAUGACAUAUUGUUGGAGAUUGCUAAGGACAUCUUGUCCAAACUCCCUAAGAAUUAUGACUUGGAGGUGGCGCUGAAGAAAUAUCCAGUCACAUACGAAGAGAGUAUGAACACUGUGCUGGUUCAAGAAAUGGAGCGAUUUAACAAGUUGAUGUCAAUAAUCAGGACAAGUUUGCAAAAUCUUCAGAAGGCUAUAAAAGGCUUGGUGGUUAUGUCAUCAGAUCUGGAGGCAUUGGCGAGCAGCUUGCUAGUGGGAAAAGUACCCGAGAUGUGGAUGAAGAGAUCUUAUCCCUCUUUAAAACCUCUCGGAAGUUACAUCAAUGACUUUCUCGCCAGACUCAAGUUUUUACAGGACUGGUUCGACAAUGGAAAACCAGUUGUUUUCUGGAUAUCCGGGUUCUUCUUUACACAGGCUUUCUUGACUGGUGCAAAGCAGAAUUAUGCAAGGAAGUACACUAUACCGAUUGACCUGCUGGGCUUUGAGUUUGAAGUUCUUUCUGGAGACACGGCAGAAAAGCCACCUAAAGAUGGAGUUUAUGUACACGGUUUAUUUUUGGAGGGCGCUCGGUGGGAUCGUAAGAGAGGAUUGAUCGGUGAGUCAUUGCCAAAGAUUCUCCAUGACACGAUACCAGUUAUAUGGGUGAAACCAGGUAAAAUUGCCGAUUUUAAAGAUAGGCAGGAGUACAAGUGCCCAGUGUAUAAGACAAGUGAAAGAAGAGGAACUCUAUCAACGACGGGCCACUCGACCAAUUAUGUGAUGCCAGUGAUGUUACCUACUGACAAGCCUCAGAAUCACUGGAUCAAGAGAGGCGUUGCACUGCUUUGCCAACUCGAUGAUUAAUUGCGAAUCCCACUUGUCAAUUCGAAAUCGAGUUCGAGAGCAAAAUGUAAGAUAUUCAAAAAAUUGUGUAAAUGAUACUAGUUUUGUUGACAUAAUUCUUCCGCUUAACUUGAAUAAAGCUGUCAGUUUGUUUGAAAAA
Messenger RNA from Stylophora pistillata, 11947 nucleotides. Its product is annotated as dynein axonemal heavy chain 12. The record is from RefSeq and is a predicted model, not a curated record. Gene Ontology annotation, molecular function: dynein intermediate chain binding; ATP binding; dynein light intermediate chain binding. Gene Ontology annotation, biological process: microtubule-based movement. Lineage: Eukaryota; Metazoa; Cnidaria; Anthozoa; Scleractinia; Pocilloporidae. Gene Ontology annotation, cellular component: dynein complex.